Pogonomyrmex barbatus (red harvester ant) is the source of this 3689-nucleotide messenger RNA. RefSeq names its product LLGL domain-containing protein l(2)gl (gene l(2)gl). Gene Ontology annotation, biological process: establishment of spindle orientation; cortical actin cytoskeleton organization; regulation of Notch signaling pathway. Lineage: Eukaryota; Metazoa; Arthropoda; Insecta; Hymenoptera; Formicidae. Gene Ontology annotation, cellular component: cortical actin cytoskeleton; plasma membrane; cytoplasm. The record is from RefSeq and is a predicted model, not a curated record. Gene Ontology annotation, molecular function: GTPase activator activity; myosin II binding; syntaxin binding.
AUGCACUUUAGAUAUCUUUCCGGUGCUGGCGACACUCCUAUCUCUCGACGGAAGUCUUUCAAAAAGUCUCUUAGGGAAUCCUUUAGAAGAUUGAGAAAGGGACGUUCGCAACGUCGAGCGAAUGCCAAUAGUCCUACGAGAAAUACUGCAUCGGAGAAAAAAAAGGAUAGCGUUGCUUCUUCACCGAGCGGCGAUCUGUCACCGACAGAAUUAAAGCCGGUAGAGAGACAAGUGGAAGCGAGACCCGUUGACGACGCUUUAGGCUCUAUGGUUCGGUGCUUGUAUUUUGCCAGAAGUUACAUUAUUAGCUUACAAAAUACAACACCUACACUUUGGGCGGGCACCAACAACGGCACGGUUUACGUUUUUACAUUGGCCAUACCGGCCGGCGUGAGAAGAACAGAAGAAGACGUCAACUGUACCUUGGGCAAAGAGAUACAAUUGAAACAUCGAGCGCCUGUAAUCGCCAUCACGAUCCUCGAUGGAUCUAGCGUGCCGUUACCGGAACCCUACGAGGCCGAGAAAGGCGUGACACCCGGGCCCGACAUGACUUCUACGCAUAGAGUUGUAAUCGCCAGCGAGGAGCAAUUCAAGAUUUUCAAUCUUCCGUCCCUGAAGCCGUAUUGCAAGUACAAGCUGACCGCCCACGAAGGAUCCAGAGUACGAAAAACAGGUUUCGCUAAGUUCUCAUGUCUUGUUGAGCCAUCGGGAACUCACGAGGAAACUUGUUUGCUUUGCCUGACGAAUCUUGGCGAUUGUCUGAUAUUGAGUAUACCGGAAUUGAGAAGGCAAUUGAACGCGGCUGCGAUCAAGAGAGAGGAUAUUAAUGGCAUUUCUUCCUUAAUAUUUACGAAAGCCGGAGAAGCAUUGUAUCUUCACUCGAGUUCGGAACUCCAACGAAUUUCCUUGUCAGCUGCAAAAAUGACAAAGGCGCAUUGCGCGCUUAAUUUACCACCACACGCUAGAACAUAUGUGGAAAAUACUACUAACGAAGUCGCGCAGGAACAAGGCGUCGUUGAAGGUGCACCCGAGACCGAAGGGGAGACACAGGGAAGUCAACCACCGACGGCAAUGCCCAGAGUGAUCACGGAAAAUGGCGUAGUGGAUACCACUGGAGAGGAAGAAUCUCCGAAGGAACCAUCACUGCGACCGGCUACGAGUAGUAUAGAUGUAAACGGGGAAGAUGACCGUCAGGAUUUAAGUUCUAUCGGAGAUAUUACGAUCGACAGUGUUAAAGAUCAUUUGCUUAACAGUCCACUUUUCAGAAACGCGACGUCUUCCGAAGAGCUCCACAAUCGUUUGGCAGGACUUAAGAUGGAAGUGACCUCACGAACUUCCGAGAUAUCCACGCAGAAUCAGUCGCUAGUAGUGAAAACAACCACUGUGGUUACGCAAACUACGAACAGCACAACCGCUAAUGGCGAAGUCGAGACAAAUCAGGCAAACGAAACGCAACAUGUAAACAGCACUACAGUAGAGCGAGAGAUACGCAGCGGUAUCGAGACAACAACGACACAUGCUACCAUCACUCUGCCCCCGAACGUCGAGAUUAGUGCCGCGGAUUUGGCCAACUUGGAGGUCACUACGACCACAGUGACCACUACUACAGAAAGGUCCAAGGCGCCAUUGGCUAGGCCAGAAGAGGUCGGUUCGUAAACCAGUUCCAUAUCGUUUCUCCAUGCUGAACGUGCAUCGAUUUCGCGCUCCAUUUACAGAGCCAUCAAUAAUUAGUUAUUCUUACUGAUUAAACGUGUACACAGCGGCGAUAUAGAUAGCAUUUAUAUAACGUAGAUUUUUGUAAGAAAUUUAGAUUUUUAUGCAAACAUUCAGCAAUGAUCACGCGUAAACGACGAGUGAUCAAUUUUUAAUAUAAACUUUAUGCAUUUCAUUGACAUCUAUAUCAUUGUAUUCUAUAUGAAAGUGUUCCAAACGAAUUUGGAAUUGACACAGGGAAUCAAUGAUUUUUAACGAAAUAGGCCUAGAGAAAUAUUUUAUUUAUCAUAUCGAAAUAAGAGAGAGAGAGAGAGAGUAUAAGAUAAAUCCUCAUUGUGCUUUUCUUUAUAGAGAAAAUUUUAAAAAUUUGAUUAUUGAUAGAGAUCAAGAUAAGAAAAUUUUAUAAAAGAAUAUCGUAUAAAAAAAAAAUUCAAUUUUAAAAUAAAUUUAGAUUUUUAUCACGAGGAUUGAUAUAUUAUUUUGCACGGUCCGUUUUUAAUUCGUUCAUUAAUCUUAAUGAUGAGUCUGGUGCAUGUAAUCAGUAUAAUCAUAGGCUUUUAAGGAGGAUUAUAGUUUACUGAGAGAUAGAGAAUGACGAGAAACAUCACAAACCGUGAAUUAUGGCAGCCUUAAAUCUACUAUUACCUUAUGUAUUUUUAAUUAUCGAAAAGACGCCCGCAGUAUUCGCAAUAUUUGAUAUGUUUUUGAGCGUUUCUUGUUACGAUUUUUUAUUUUUUAUGAGCGGAAAUGUGAUGCGAUAUAGAGAUGCUCCGAACAAAAUAAAAAAACCAUAGCUACUUAAGUAGAGUUAUAUAUUGUGACGAACAAGCGAGAUUAAGCGUGGCAAAUUUGAGGAGGAACAUCCGUCGACGUGAUGUAGGGAGAACGCGUUGAAAAAUAUAUUUUUUAUCAAUGUUGCUUAAUCGUUAAGUUUCCUCUCUCUUCGCGUUAUCUAAGAAUGUGUAUUGCCGAAUUUUCGAGGGAAUCCUCGAAUACUCGGGAGCGCUUAACGUACACGAUACCGACAUAGUUAUUUUAUUGUUGCAUUUAUCCGCAGUCUCUUUUUUCCAGACAGAAUUGUUGAGUAAUCUUCAGCGACGGACGAUUGUUGCAAAGUGCAUUUCUUGAUAUUUCUACCAGAUUUUAAAAGUAUACUACAUGCAUACAUAUAUCACAGCUUUUUUGCACAGCAAACUGAUAUAUUUUGUAGCUUGUUGUUUUUUUUUUUUUUCGUUAGGAGUACAGAGUAUAUCGAAUAUCUUAUGAUUUUGAUCUCAAUAGAAUUGUCACGGGAAUGGUAGUUCAUAUUUAAAAACUGCUUUUUCUUUUGACCGUACACGUGCGUCAAUAAUCUUAUAAUAUUGUACAAAAAAGAAAUCUGAAAAUGCAACAGACUGAUGGAAAUAUGCCCUCCUUACGCAUCUUUGCAUUUAAUUUGCUUUUCUUUACUGAUCAAAAUUUAAAUUGAUAAAUAUUUUACACAUUCUAAACGAUUAUUCUAUAUCUUCUUAGUGCGAUAGGUUUUAAUCUUUACAGAUAAGUUUUAAUCUUCUCCUCUAAAUUUGUUUCGCUAUUUUAUUAACGAAUAUAUAUCCAGUUUGUUUUUAUACUUUGAAGCAUAAUGUCACGUCUCGCACGUAUUUUAUUCGUGCUUGAAAAAAAAAAGAAAAUAUGCAUUUACAUUUGAAGAGGAUUUCAAUCUUCAUAACUGUAAAAUGCGUGCUAUUGAGAUAGUUUUUUAUUUUAUUGAGUCGAUGCCGAGCUUGCUGAGAUACGCGCAUUCGUAACAUUGUAAAUUGUUUUUUACUUUGAUAAAGUAAUGUAUAGUGUACACAGAAUGAAAUUGAUGAAACACUGCCCCCGAAACUUUUUCCUAUCCGACACUGUUAAAUAUCGAUUGUAACAUGUCAUAUAUUGAAUGCCUAUUACGAUGAAAUAUAUAAGUAUAAUUAUUGAUGUAUUUUCUAUUUCAAACA